This is a messenger RNA of Seminavis robusta, 855 nucleotides long. NCBI's taxonomy places the organism in Eukaryota, Bacillariophyta, Bacillariophyceae, Naviculales, Naviculaceae. The record is from the annotation of a GenBank genome assembly.
AUGACGCCGAGGUAUACAACAGUUACAUUCCUCUUCCUCUGUUCAAUCUUGUCCUGUGCUCAUGGCUUUUCGGCACAGCCAGCGGCAACCUCCAAUAGCGUUGUCACCUGGGAAGUCUGCAUUUCUCCCGCAUGCAUUUCCGAUGGAGCUCACGAAACGCUGGAAACUUUGCAGGCACUGGCGCCACCCGGUAGCGUCGUCACGACAGGCGUUUGUUGUUCCUUGUGCGGGAAUGGUCCCGUCGUGAUGAAUCCAGAUGACAAGAAACCAAAAAAACAUCGCCGGGUCAAGGGACAAGACAAAAUUUUGAAACUCUUAUUGGAGGAUCAACAACAACAAGAAGAAGGAAUGGCCAUUCCAGAAUCCUUGACAGAAGGGUACCAACUCAGUCGGCAGGCAGAAGACGCCUUUUUGAAAAAGGAUCAUGAGCAAGCCGUGACGCUCUACGAAAAAUCCAUUGAUAUCGCAUUUCGAUCCGCCAUGGACUUGCAAGGUGCGCGAGAAAAGAGGAACGACGAUACUAUCAACAAGAAUGGCAUUCCAGUGGGACUCCUCUGGCUCGUCAAGGCGCGGAGAAACGAGGCGUCGGCCAAAAUGGCAUUGGGAGAUUUGGAGGGAGCCGUACUGGCCGCGCAGGCAUCCUGCAAUAUUGCCCGCAAUCGGUGUGCCGAAAGUUUGCAAGUUCUGGCCGAAAUUUAUCAAAAAGAGGGAAAUGCCAAGGGGGAAUUGCAAGCUCUCAACAAUCUAUUUGACUUGCCCGUCGAUGAGAAAUCCAUCACCACACAGGUAGCCAACGUUCGUCGCGAGCUGGGAUUUCGCAAGCAAAAGCUGGAACGAGAAGUGGGAGGAGCCUAA